Molecule: messenger RNA, 1182 nt
Organism: Kuraishia capsulata CBS 1993
Lineage: Eukaryota; Fungi; Ascomycota; Pichiomycetes; Pichiales; Pichiaceae
Exons: 1
Coding region: 1-1182 (393 amino acids)
Biological process (GO): phosphatidylethanolamine biosynthetic process
Cellular component (GO): cytoplasm
Molecular function (GO): ethanolamine-phosphate cytidylyltransferase activity
Source: RefSeq, a predicted model, not a curated record
AUGGGUGUUUUGAUUUCGCGCAUCAUGGUAAGAGGUUUUUGCUUUGUUCAGAUGAAAUUUCAGGCCGCUAACAAUUCAGGCCAUGCUGGCGCAAUGCUUCAGGCGAGACAGCUGGGAAAAGAGUUGUAUGUCGGGGUUCACUCAGACGAGGAGAUCCUCGAGAAUAAAGGGCCAGUCGUGAUGCAUUUGGCAGAACGAGUCAUUGCUGUCCAGGGAUGCAAAUGGUGCACUGAGUGUGUCCCCAAUGCUCCGUACGUGACUGAUCCAGAUUUCAUGAAGGCACACGGGUGUAAUUAUGUUGUUCACGGAGACGAUAUUACUACUGAUGCAAAUGGAGAGGACUGCUACAGAGUGGUGAAGGAUUUGGGGAUGUUCUUGGUGGUCAAAAGAACUCCUAACAUUUCCACCACGGACUUGGUAGGCAGGAUGCUGGUUCUUACGAAAUCCCACCAUAUUCCGAGUAUUACGCCGUAUGACUGGCUUUCAUACAAGACUGACAAAGAAUCUUUGGCCUUGCACACACUUCUCCUCAAUGACUCAGUGGAAAGGUUUCAGAUGUACUCCAGUGCUGAAGACGGACUCAGUCCAGGGUCUGCGGUUUUCGUCUACACCCCAGAAGACCAGAAAUUAAAUGCGUUGGUGAAUCCCGAGUCUCAAAAGUGGUCGAACUCGCCGAAGAUUUACUAUAUAGAUGGAGGUUUUGAUCUGUUCAACCCCGGUCAUAUCAUAGCUUUAAGGAUGGUCAAAGAGAUGGCAGCCAAAGAGGAUGCAUUGGUCUUGGUGGGUCUAAAUGAUGAUACUACCAUUAACAAAGCCAAGGGCCUGAAUUUUCCCGUUAUGAACCUCUUUGAGCGUUCUUUGUGUGUGCUGCAGUCUAAAUACGUCGAUGGUCUGAUUCUUGGAGUUCCGUCCGUCACCUCGUUGCAGUUCCUCAAAACGAUUCCCGGCGAAGUCGUCAAGGUGUGCCAUGGCCCGACUGCUGACGUUGACUCCUACUAUUCAGAGGUGAAAGCGGCCGGAUUAUACCUGGAGCUUGGGCCUCACGAAUAUGAUGACAUGUCGACCGAGGUGAUCAUUAAUCGUGUUCUGGACAACAGGAAGAGCUACGAGGAAAGGCAGAGAAAGAAGGGCUGGAAGAGCGAAAUAGAGAAGCAGUUGCUAGAACAGGAAAAGACCGCAUAG